Molecule: messenger RNA, 1180 nt
Organism: Aegilops tauschii subsp. strangulata
Lineage: Eukaryota; Viridiplantae; Streptophyta; Magnoliopsida; Poales; Poaceae
Source: RefSeq, a predicted model, not a curated record
GGACAUGACCUGUCGGUCCAUGUCGAAUAAAAACAAGAAAAGGGCUGAAAAGGACGCGUCGCCUUGAAGCUCUGCGUCGUCAACAUCUCUGUUCCCCACCCUCCUUCCGCCUCGCCAUGAAUCAAUCCGAUCCACGCACCACAGCCUAGGUCCCAAUGGAGUUCGUCCAUCAUGGUGGGGAUGAUACGGUAGGACGCUUCGCCGAGCUAAUCCAGCGCCAUGACCCGCAGACGGAAGGCAUAACAGAGCUACAGUCUCCCUAUGGUAUUGAUAUACUGGCAACAAUCGCCGCCUUUCCAGAUUUGGAGCCGAUCUCCAGAUCCGAAGUUGUGGAUGCUAGCAAUUCAGAUCCAUUUUGGGGCGACGCGCAAGCAGGCGAUAUACCCAACUGCGGACAUGGCGAGACGAAUCCUUCGUCAGGGCAGUAGCGAAGCGAGCGCGUCGUCCCGCUCCUUCCCUCUCCUCUGCGCGGCUGCCGCCUCGCGACGCCACCUCGAUGAGGAGCAGCAGCAGCAGCGCCGGCUCGGCGCCAAGGAGGAGGCCGAUGAGCGACCUCAUCGGCGCCAGCGACGACCUCUCCCGCUUCUCCGUCGCCACCACCACGGCCUCGUCCGAGUGGUCCGCCGGUGGCCGCGGGGCAGCCGCCUUCCUCGACGCCUUCCGCUCCUGCUUCGCCCCCGCGGACGCGCGCUCGCCAGAGACCUCCCUCUCCGACGUCGACCUCGACGCCUCCCACCAACAUCAGCCAGUCAUCCACAGGGACAUACAUGGUGGGUUGCGAGCAUACGUCAGCACUGUUGGUUGAAGGUAGAUGAUGUUGUGGUGAUUUGUUUCCAGAAAGAUGAGGAGUCUCCGUCAAUGAAGGUAUGGUUUACCAUCAUAGCCUAGUCUUGGCUAUAUGGUAAGGAUUUGAAAGCAAAUGGUUGGAAAUGCCUCUCUAAAACUGCUGAACUGUAUCCGAAAGGUCUUUGGUAUGGCAUACCAAUUAUCUAAAUCUGGGCACCGUGCCGUCGUCUUCAGUCGCAUAACUUUAAAUCUUUGUCGUGUGUGGCAAACCAGUUAUCUAAAUUUGGGCACUGAGCCAUAGUGUUUGAAUCCUUGAACCUUCCAUAAUUUUGUAAUGUGUUCUAUGUUGCAAACAUCUACGUAGUUUCUAAUCCGAGACUGAUGACAUGGAAAA